Suillus subaureus is the source of this 1339-nucleotide messenger RNA. RefSeq lists its product as uncharacterized. The transcript has 3 exons. The record is from RefSeq and is a predicted model, not a curated record. Lineage: Eukaryota; Fungi; Basidiomycota; Agaricomycetes; Boletales; Suillaceae. The coding region runs from base 82 to 882 and encodes 266 amino acids.
GUCACGUCUUGGCGUGCCCUUCUUCCUCACCGUUCCGAGUCGUUCACGUAGCCAGGCUUUGCGCGUAUCUCACUCUCCAUCAUGCCUGCAAAUACAAGUCGUGUCGAUAGUGCUGAUCCUUCAGCAGCUAAAACCGAUCUACAAGGACUUGAACUGGCGGAACAUCACUUUGGUCCCUUACUCCACCCAACUCGCGCCACACAGAGCGCAUGGACCGAUUAUUCUAUCAAUCGCCUCCGAGCCAAUCGAAAGUACCAUACAGUUGUCCCGGUGUCACGCAAGGGCUCUGAGGAUGGUUCAGAAGAAGAUUCUGAGGAGAAUGAAUACGACGAGUACUCCGAUGACGCUUGGCUUUUCGAUGGCAUCAAAGUUUGUGUUUCUCAGAUUGAGGAGGAAAUGGACUUUGAGAACGGCACACUCCAAAAAUGUAUCACCAUUUUAUGGAACGAAACGGUGCUCGAUGAUGAGGAACCGCGCUCCACUGACCAUAUAGUCAAGAUUUACUCACCCACUGCACCAAUGUACAUUGAUGUGCAUUUUAAUUACUACUGCCGCCCGCGUUGGUCAGAGGUCGAGUGGUUCUACUCUCUCGGGUACAAGAUCCAACGCCGCCCAUCUGCGAUGGCAGGCAAUGCACUUGCUAUCAAAAAAGAGCUCAAGAUGGGCAGUCCUUCGGAUGUGCACACGCGCAAUGGGUGGCAGACCUUAUGCUGGGGUUACUAUGAUGAUUCCGAUGGAAACUAUGGCAAGCGUUGGCGCCGCAUUGAGUGUGGAGAAGUGGGGUUACACCAGGAAGGAGUCAUUGACGUUCAUGAGGCGUUGUUCGGAGAAUUGGAAAAACCUGCUGAAACCGACUCAGAGGCCAUGCUCGCAUAUCAUUGAUCGCUCGUAAGGGGCAUACGGCUGCUUCUUGCCGCUGUCAGUAUUUCUUAUGACGUUGCGUGUACUAAUGAUGAAAGUGAUAAAGGGCCACAUGAAUUAAUGCUUGAGGGGCUGAGCGACAAAUGGGUCGGACGGGGGAUACGGAAUGCAUGUGGCCUCCGACUUGCCAGAGAUGCAAAAGAAGAGCAGGAAGGUGCCAAGGAACGACGGGAAGAAGCAAAGGGUUACGACGACGACUCCGAGGACGACGACGAAGGGGAUUAUGACUCUGACUACGGCUUUUGAGGGUCAUGAAUGGGUAGGAGGUGAGUGUGAGGAGAUCGAGGAUGAUGUUCACUGGCCUGGAAAGUAGUUGCGUUCCAAAGAAUAACGAGUAUGUUAAUAACUAAUACUUGUGAUAUUAAUACGUUUACAGCUGGCACCCGUGUCAUGAUUCUUGAAGUAUUUUUCUUGUUCA